Mycena citricolor is the source of this 5326-nucleotide messenger RNA. NCBI's taxonomy places the organism in Eukaryota, Fungi, Basidiomycota, Agaricomycetes, Agaricales, Mycenaceae. The record is from the annotation of a GenBank genome assembly.
GUUGGCGGAAAAUUCCGAUGUGUUCGAGUUCUCUGGAUGUUUCUCGGGACUCAACAAUCAAUGUGUGAUCUGAUUCAAGACCCUUUACGUGCACCAGUUGAGAUACCACCGUUGCUUCCAUCUGCGCAAAAUGAACGGCGUAGUGACCAUCGGCAAUGUCCAUGUGUUCGAGGCCCAAGAAGCCGGCGGCACGAUCUCGAGCCAUUCGCAGGCAGAUGUCUUGGAUCUUAUCUCGCACCUGCCGAUCAGUGAUGUGUUCACAGGAAGAUGAUUCGCACCUUAUCUUGCUUACCCCGGGAAGAGAUCUGGGAUGUGAUAAGUCUAUCUCCUGAUCGAUCCUCUAUCACCCGUCCUUCUCCGCUUGUUUUAGGUCUCACCCAGCGCACCAUGCGAUGCAGGAAGUCCUCGGGAUCAAGCAACUCUGAGGGAGUAACGCUCCUGCCGCGAUGGCACCGCAGUCCUGCGCUGUUUUUGCAUCAGGCGCCAUUCCCCCUGCCACGCAGCCCAUUGGAUGCAGGACAGAGGGUCACCGGGGGUAGCCGCAGCGGACCCAUCAGCUCUCACAGACAUGCUGGCAAGCACAUUGGACUUGGUAUGCCCCUGCGUCCGAUCUGACGUCGACACCCCCCGUCUCGGUGUCCAAUCAAGCCCUCGGCGUCGUUGCAGUGGCUGUAACAUCUCGAAACCGUAUUCAAUUAGGGCUUCGCGCUCCCACCAUCACACUUCUGCCGUGUAAGAGUAUUUUGGGAUAGAACGAGCGGACGUCUCAGCGCUCUGGUAUUUGAGGGGAGUGCGCGAUGCGUUGUUUGGGUGUCUGUACCGCUCGAGUUCCCUGCAGCUAGUUCUAUCCACUGUCCAGCACAGGCCAUUUCUCUUCGCCAACAUGAGCUUGCCCGCCAUUCCUCCUGGUAUUGCCAUGAUCACAGGGCCGACGAUGAUCGGUAUAUGCCUCACCUGGGGAUUCAUGGGCAUCACUCUCGUUCAAGUUUACGUCUACUUCACUUCCUACUCGCACGAUCCGCGCGGCCUGAAAACCCUCGUGGGCAGUCUGUUCUUUCUCGACAUCCUCCAGACGGCGAUGGUCACGGCGGACGCGUUCCACUGGUUUGUAUUCGGGUUCGGCAACAUGAUCCAGCUUAACGACACGUUCCUCAACUCGUGGGACGUUCCGAUGCUCGACGGCGUGAUCUCGCUCAUUGUGCAGCUCUUCUACUGCUGGCGCAUAUACGUCCUCCGCAAGAGCAUGAUCCUCCCUAUCCUGAUCAGUAUCGUGUCGCUCAUGCAGUGCGUCGCGGGGAUCGUGACUGCUGUCAAGGCCCACAUGCUUGGCCAGCUUUCGCUCAUCAGCACGGAAGUCGUCGAGCAGACGAUGUGGCUCGUCGGCGGUGCGGUGGCUGAUAUAGCCAUUGCGGUUGUCUUGUGCUGGACUCUGCUGAGCGUCAGCAACUCGCAGUUCCGCAAAUCCCACAACGUGAUCAUGCGUAUCGUCCAAUUGACCGUCGAGACGAACGCCUUGACCGCCAGCGUCGCGCUGAUUGGCCUGAUUCUGUUCUGGGCCGUCCCCCAACACGCCACGCUCGUUGUUCCGCCGACUGCUAUCAUCGGGAAACUGUACACCAACAGUCUGAUCGCGGUCCUGAACAACCGCAGCGUUGGCGCGAACAACGCCAGCGCAUUCGGAAACAAGAUCAGCGGCAGCGCCGGAAGUUCGGGCGGUCCGCACUAUGGCAGCAGCGUCGAAGGCAACACCAACACGGCGGUCUCCACGAACAUGCCGAGCUUCAAGAACGGAGUCCACAUCGUGCGCACUCAGCAGACCGACACGGAGUUGGAGCUCUCGACGUUCGACCAAAAGGGCUCUGUCAUGGAGGUUUGAGUUCUGGACCGGGAUCUUGUUUGUCUGUGUCUGAUUCGCGGAGAAUCUUGUAUAGUGGCUUUUAUUAGGGACCUGGUUUGUCAGUAUCUAUUUAUUGAAUUUAUCGCAUAUGUAUACGACACCACUCUCGAUCGUUAGUCUUCAUAGUCCAAACCAGUGCAUCUAUUUUCUUGAUCACGGUAUCAAUGACCAGAAAUAUCACAAGUAUAACUUAUGGGGUUAUCUGUAUUGACGGCACAGAUCUAGAGUCCUUUGUGUGACCUGGCAACAUAGAACGACACAGUCCUACUUUCUACAGAUGCAUUCUAGUGUCCUAGUGUCCAGGUAAUCAGAGAAAGCACUCCAACGUUUGGAACACUCCGAAUCGCCAGGCCACCCACGCAAGAGCGAGCAGCACGAGACAAGCCUUCAUCCAAAAGCAUUGAGAGGUGCGCGAACCGUCUCCACUCCCCGCCGCUGCCGACGGAGACUCAUCCACGUACCCGAUCCAGACCGAGCCCAGGGAAGCCUCCACGGUGAUCCGGUCCCCCUCGCCGUCCUGUACAACUCUGCUCGCGGUGUCUCCAACAAGCCAGUGCGUCGUGCGCCCAGCCUCGUGCAGCGGAGCGCCGCACGUCGCUUGUAUGCGGGGUGACAGCGUGACGCGGUGGCGGCCCAAGAUGGGCGCCCGGACGACGAGCUGGCCCUGUACCGGGUGCGAUAGGAAGAUGCGGAUGUUCCCCAUGACGGACACUGCAGUGAGCGAUAUGGGCCCGCCAGCGCCAGAAUGCUGCAUAGGCGCGUCAGUAGAGUGUAUGUGCUUCUGCACCACUGCAAGGUGUUCGAGAGGGCCUGCCACGCACCACGUGCAGCUCAAUAUCGCCCGUGCGCGUCUUCGCUUCGAUGUGCACCAGUCGCGCGAGGCGCCUCUUCUCAAGCCGCCGCUCGCGUGCCCGGGCCACUGCGCGCGCCAUGAACGGACUAUGGGGCUUGCCGUCCGCGUCUACGUCGAGGGACGUACCCGCGCCGUCCCCGUCCUUACCACCUAGAGCGAUCUCGUCGGCGGGAGGAGGCAGACGCGGCCGCACAUCGAUGUCCGCGGAUAUCUGGCCCCAGACAUUCACAGAGAGGUUCGGGUCGAGCUCCGGCUCGUCCCAGAGGUAUGCCCGGUACGAAAGCCCAAACGGCACACGCAGCGAGCGGGGGAUGUCGAGGUUGGGGUCGAUGAUGAAGCGGGCAUUCCGAACGCAGCCGAACGUAUGCUCGAUGGAGACGCGGUUCUGUGCGCGAGUGAGGACGCGGUCCUCAUUGUCGAAAGGAAGCUGUCAAAGAGUCAAUGUUGUGAUCACGUCAGUGCUGUUAGUAAGCCCGUUCUUGCCUUGUCCUUCCGCGGUCUGUGGCUGUGCCUCAGGCCGUUUCGAAGAAUUUGUCCUUGUGUACGGCAUAGUACGGGCAGCCCUUGCUCGCAACUAGUCCGCCUCUUCAUCAGCUCUCUCACCGUCACCACUUCCUCACUUUCCAAGCGAUUUCGCUUAUCGUUCAAUAUGUCGGCAAGAAAAUCUUUCUUCCCUCAGAACUCCGCUCCAGCUUCUGUCCCACCACCUGCGCUUUUCGUUCCUGACCAGUCAAACCCACUACACAGCUCUAGCAACGGCUCUUUCACCGCCCCUUUUGACAUCCCCAGUCUUCUCAAGCCUCAACGAUCUCAACAACAUGCCUCACAGGGACAGCCGCCGUCUCGACGCCAAUCCAUGAAUGCUUCCAUCCGGCCAUCGACCGGCACUCCUCAUGCUCAAGGUCCCACCCACUCUCGCGUUCUCGACGCCCUCAACGCUGCGGGUCUCAUCACGCGUCCCGGAACUUCUGACCCGCAUAAACGGUCGAAAAACUUCGCGACCCACCGUCUGCCAUCUCACGGGCCCUCUGGCGCGACAGGUGGUACUCCCAAUGUGAUCGUCGCCCCAUCGCCGCGCAUGCCAGCAUCAGCUCUCUUUCGCGAACCGACGGCUUCUUCUGCUGGUGCCUUGAAGAAAUCUGCACUCACACCUGUGUCUCAAGCCGUGUCAAUGACGCCGACAGGCGAGCAGCCCCAAGACGAGGCGCAUAUAUUCGGCUUCAAUGCUGCGCAAGAGCACACAGAUGCUUCGAACAAUCGUCCCCUCUCUCGCCCUAUGCACUCUACUCACGUUCACCCCCAUCUUGAAGAGGAUAGCGACGAGCCGCCGAUGCUGCAGUCUCGAUCUCCCUUCCUGCACCAAGACCAUGUCAAUGCCGGUGUCCGCGGGACAGACCAGCAAGAUGACGACGUUUAUGAGAUUCCCGAAGCCGAGAUGCGCGCUCGGGGAUCCAACUUGAAACGCGGACGAUCCGAGGUCGAGGACGGCGAGGGAGAUGAUCACGGGAUGGGCUAUGGAGCUGGGCAAGCGAAGCGGUUCAAGGCCCAGGAGCAGCUGGAGGAUUUGGGGUACGAACGGAUGGCAUUGCCCGACCCCACUCAUCCACGGCAAGAUGUCGAGCACCACCAUCAGCUUCAGCAUCACCACGAUGGCCGUCCGCAGCGUGUUCCCCCGUCGACUUAUGUUAGCUACUCCGGUCGUCCUUAUGACUCUAUCCAGCCCAUCUCGCCUUCUCCUCACCAAGAACAGGCUUGCGGUUCAGACCCCGACUCUCAUGCGGAACGCGAGCGACCCGAAGCGUCGCCUCUGCUCAAGCUCCUGCGCGUUGAACAAGUUGAUCUCCUCUCCGCUGCUCGAGUGGAUAAGUAUAUCCAGUCGACUGAGAAGUGGAAGAAUUGCACCCGGGAGGAGUGGAUUGCAGGAGCAGAUGAGCUCAUGAGGAUGUACACCAAGAUCUUCGACUUCGCCAAAGCUCACAUGACCGCCAAGUUCCAGAUGUUCACUCAAUGCGACGACAAGCUCAAAGCACACAACGAGCUUUUGAAGGAACGUGAUACGCUGCUGGGCGAUGUGCGGGACCAGCUUGUCGCGGAGGGUGGAAACGUACUGGCCAAGUGAUUCAUUCAAUCGUCUUCCUGUGCGACGCUGUGUCUUCUGUUCGGGGCCCGGUGGACUUCUGAACUUACAAUAACCUUCCGUAUACUGCACGUUUCUUGCUGUUGUGUGAUACUCCACGGGUCUGAGCACCGCAUGUGCAACUGCUGUAUCCGCACAAGCUGUGUAAUUGUGUGCUAGCUAUGUCGAAUGCCGUUGCGUUGUGUGCCUGACCGGGCGUCCGGUGUACUUAUAGCCUCAGCCACUUAGAGUCACCAUACCACAUGGGUUCCGACUGCGAGACAGUGAUCGAUUUCUUGAGCAAGACUAUACACACCGGGGAAUCAUUAAAAAAAAAAGGUGCCCCAAUAGAGCUGUUCAGCAGAACCAAAAAAUUGAUUUGUUUUUUACGAGUUUCCUGGUUGUGGAGUAGACUUUACUUCCCAAUUACUUAGGUGUGGAGUGUCGUAGGAAUAUAACC